AGGAUGAUGGUGGAGCGUGUCGAGGACCAUCUCUUCAUGUAUCGACGUCCCGUUUACCGGGUCUUCCAGUACCUCGAAACCACCGACCAUGAGGGGAUGAGCACUGGCGUGGGAGAUGGAGGUGGAGGCGGCGGGGGUGGCGUACAAGGAAGUGGUGGCGGUAGAAGUACACCACCCCAUGGAUCGCCUACCCCGAUGGACAAGGCGACACUCAAGGUCCAUCUGCCUAACGGUGGUUUCAACGUGGUGAAAUUCGGUGACGCGAUCGACGUCAGGGGCAUCAUCUCCCUGGUAACUAGUCGAUUAGCAGUGGGCACCAGACACUACAGAAACCUCUACGCCAUGAGGCUGCAUCACCCUGGUUCGGGGGAGAGCUACUGGUUGCACCAAGACACAACCAUGUAUCAGGUUCAAGAGAAGUACGAGAAGAAACAUCCUCACUGCGAAUGGAGGUACGAAUUAAGGGUACGAUAUCUGCCGCAAAAUCUGAACGAUCUAUACGAGAAGGAUAAAGUAACGUUCUACUAUUACUACGAUCAGGUUCGAAACGAUUACCUCUGCGCGAACCACUCAGCCCUAGACCAAGAUGUCGCAGUACAACUGUGCUGUCUGGAGAUUCGCUACUUCUUCAAAGACAUGCCACAGAUCGCACUUGACAAGAAGAGCAAUCUCGAGUACCUAGAACGAGAGGUCGGUCUGCACAAGUUCUUACCGCGGUCCGUGUUGAAUGGAAUGAAACCAAAGGCGCUGCGCAAGCUGAUACAGCAACACUUCAAGAAGGUGGCCGCGUUGUCAGAGCUGGAAUGCAUGUACAAGUUCUUUGACCUCCUGAGAGCGCACUACAGAUUCGACCAGGAAAGGUUUAUAUGUGCUUUGGGGUCUAGCUGGUCUAUACCUGUAGAACUAGUCAUUGGACCAGAUUUAGGCAUAUCGUACAUGGCUCACAGAGGUGGAACAGUGCCAACAAGAAUGGCAGAGUUUUCCCAGAUACAGUCUAUCCAGACACUCGUGUCAGACUGUAAAGAACACGCGAAGGCGUGCAUUAAAUUAAGAGUAGCUGGGGCCGCGGAAACGCUUAGUAUAACUUGCUCGAGUCUGGACCAAGCGGAGAGUCUCGCGGAUCUAAUCGAUGGAUACUGUAGGCUAGUUACCGGAAGCAACACCUCGUUGUGGAAUAGAAAAGCUGCAUCGUGGAAAAACUAUCCCUGUCCAUGCAAAGAUGCUCAUCCACCCAAGUCCAGGCAAGAUGGUUCCAAUAGUCCAGAGAAGAACGUGAGCAAAACGGGGACUAUUUUGUCAGAGGAUUACGCGGAAAUCGUAGACGAAGAAGGGGAUUAUUCGACGCCAGCUACCAGAGAUUAUGAGAUAGUGAGAAAUCAAGUGGAAUUAGGUGAAAUCAUUGGUGGUGGGCAAUUUGGUAAUGUACUUAAGGGUUCGUACAAAGGACGAGACAACCAAACCAUAGCUGUAGCAGUGAAAACCUGUAAAAUCGACGCAGAUCUCGCAACUUCGGAGAAAUUCCUCGAAGAAGCCUAUAUAAUGCAACAAUUCGAGCAUCCUCAUAUCAUAAGAUUAAUUGGCGUGUGCUCGGAAGCACCAAUUUGGUUGGUGAUGGAAUUGGCCAGGUUAGGGGAAAUGCGAGCUUAUCUGCAAUCCAACAAACACCGUCUGGACCUCGCCACUCUUCUACUUUACACGUUUCAACUGAGCACUGCCUUAUCAUACCUUGAGAGCAAGAAAUUUGUACACAGAGACAUUGCUGCAAGAAACGUGCUAGUCUCUUCGCACAACUGCGUAAAAUUAGCAGAUUUCGGCCUCAGCAGGUGGGUCGAGGAACGAAAUUAUUAUACAGCGAGUAAAUGUAAGUUACCCAUUAAAUGGAUGGCACCGGAGAGUAUCAAUUUCCGGAGAUUCACAACGUCUUCUGAUGUCUGGAUGUUUGGUGUGUGCAUGUGGGAGAUUUUAAUGCUGGGUGUGAAGCCGUUCCAAGGUGUGAAAAAUAGUGAAGUGAUCCGUAAGCUAGAAAACGGAGAGAGACUUGCGCUUCCAAAUCACUGUCCACCACGAUUAUAUUCUUUGAUGUCUCAAUGUUGGAGUUACGAGCCUAGUAAACGACCAACGUUCAAAGAGAUCAGAGAAACAUUGCAUGAGAUUUUGUUGGAAGAAAAACACCAACAGCAAGAAACGAUGAGACGAGAGAACAGGAGAGUGCAAGCCAUGUCUUGGGGCGCAGACGACGUACCGCCGCCGAAACCUUCGAGGCAACCGCAAAACACGACGGAUCAAUCUCAGCUAACCGCCGCAGCACCAGUUUCGACAUAUAUCGUGGCGCAAAGCCCUGAGGUUCUUGCACAACUUCUCAAGGAUAAUCAAACUAGGGGGGUAUGUCCCUCCGUCUACACAACACCCGCCUCGCCCUUCAAUACCUUAGCAGUACAGUUCCAAGACGAAGAUCAAGUCUUAACCACCGCCUUAGUUUCAGAUCUACCCUUUUUCGAUCCAGCUAUCUCAGAACCUUCCGUCUCUCACGACACACACUCAGGAGAUUCCACUUUAUCCGAUAUUAACCUAGACUCCCUCGAUUCUUCAGAUACUCCUCUCAUGUCCAGCCUGAACAUUUCAGAGGCGACACAAGCGCAGUCCCCAGCUGCGAAUAGAAAACAGCAGAAGGUUAAAGAGAUGCAAAAUUUGUACGCGGUCAGCUCGAAAGUGGUCGGUAGCAUUACCGGAGACUUGUAUUCUCCCGUACAGAAAUUUACUACGUCCAGCGCUGUUCCCAUUACAACUAGCACGGCUACUUGUGGCGAGAUAUACGGGCCAGUCGCUAAUUUCACGCAAAGCUCCGCUAUCGUCGGUAAUCUUAGCCAAAGUCCCAGCGUAGGUGGUAAUUUCGGUGAGAAUCCCGGCAACUAUGGACCUAGUAGCUUGAACAGUAUCAUAGUAUCAAACAGUCAGAGUCAGUCGUCCAAUUUCGGUCAGUUCUCUGCUAGUAACGCGAGUCAAGUGUUCAGUCAACCCAUCGGUCAACAACCGGUCAGUCAAAGUUCUAGUUGCGUACAGAAUCCUGCCGGUGCUGGGGCGUAUUCCCGUGUACCAAUCGCUAGUUCAUGCAACGUUUCUAUACCCACAUCUAACGCCGAAUGCCUGUACGGUCCAGUACUAAAAUUCCGAGCGCAGAACAUUCAGAAUCAAAACGCAACCGAGUUGAAACCCGUGAAUGCGUCCGUUGCAUCUGCCAUGCCCAGUACAAGGGGCAAUUUAGCACACACCUCGACCUCAGGGCAAAAUCUGCAAGCUCAACCGCUGAUGCACGCCCAAAAUUAUCAGCAUCAGCAAAUCUAUUCGAAUAUUAGUCACUCGGCAUCGCAGCCAAUGUACUUGCCGCAGUCACAGCACGUGCAAAACAUCCAGAGACAGAAUCCCAUUCUUCAACCCGUUUCUUAUAUCCCGGCGCAACACACGAAUCAACCGAAUCAGGCGACCGGUGCAAACCCAAUUUACACGGCCCAUGCGACUUCGGUUACGGUCGUGCAAGCUCAGAAGGUUCAGGGCCCGGUAUACGUGCAACAAAUGCAGCAGGCUGGAAUCGCGAGUCACGUACCGAUUUCUCAAGCGACCAGCGUGAAUCAGCAAUUAUCCUACGAGAUAGCACAGAAUCAUCCCGUUCAAGUGCAUUACGCGGCAUCAAGUGGCGCGAUUCCACCGACUAACCAGCAACAUAUUCAUCCAAGCACGUCUAACAUCGUGAUCGGGCAACAACCAACUUCCAUUAUCGCCACGCAGCACGGCCAGGCGCAGUGUAACGUUACGAAUCUGCUAACGAGCAACACGGUGAACGCAACCCAGUAUAUAGUACAGCCAGUGAUGCAAGCGGGAAUCAUAAGAUCGAGCACACCUCAAUUAGCGACUGGUGUCGCGAAAAUCACCACGUUCGUAAGCCAAAAACAAGAUGAGCAGCUAACAAGCUCGACAGAUGGCACGCUCUCCGGGUCACUGAUCUCUUCAGCUGUCAGUGACAGCACUAUGUCAUCGAGCAGCUCGAUGACAGAGGAGGCACAGCAAGAUCAGAGGAACGUACAGUCGCAAUUGUUCGAUAGCAUUACGGAGAACUUUGGUGGUGGUGUCGACGACGAGCAAAAAUUGUUAGAACAACGACUGUUGGAGCAACAACGUCAAUCUGAAGAAGAUAGUCGUUGGUUGGCAAGGGAAGAGAAACGUCUGUCUAUUGCAACAAGUGGAGACGAAAGUGCAAGCCCUCCAGUUCCUCGUUCGGUUACACAAUCACCAAAUCAUGAACAACAUAGUGCCAAUACUGGUUCAAUAGGUUCUGAUAAGAGUGGCGAGAAAGUAAUUGUUGUAAAGAAAAUGGAACCUACACCUACUGCAGAUUUAGAUAGAACCAACGACAAGGUGUACGAUUGUACUACCAGCGUAGUUCGUGCCGUGAUGUCUCUCUCUCAAGGUGUUCAACAGAGCAGGGCUGACCAAUAUUUGGAAUUAGUACGUAAAGUGGGGAUCGAAUUGAGGGCACUACUUUCAUCCGUGGAUGCUUUAAUGGACGUAUUGCCUAUGUCUGCUCAUCGAGAAGUAGAAAUGGCACAUAAAGUUCUCAGCAAAGACAUGGCAGAACUUGUAACCGCUAUGAAACAAGCUCAAAGAUAUAGUGCUACUACUUUGGAUGCAGAAUAUCGAAAAGGAAUGCUAUCAGCAGCUCACAUCUUAGCAAUGGACGCAAAAAAUCUUCUAGAUGUAAUCGAUUCGAUACGCAUUCGCUAUCCAUACGUAGACAGUCAUAUUUGCCAGAAGCAAAAUAAUAUUAAUGUUCCGCAAGAAUCCACGCCAGAAAGUCGUAUUCGUUCCAGUCAAUCUGGAGAACAAUUUCUGAGGAGAAGUCAGUCGAGUGAACGUCAAGGGACGACGUUCAGACAGAGCCAAAGUGGUGAUCUCUUACAUAGAAUGGGUCAGUCCGUUGAUCGUUCGUUGCAGGGUAGCCAAACUGACGUUAGUACUGGCUCUAGUUUAGAAAGAAGGCAUCAUAUUGUCACUAACAGUCUCGAACGUAAUUCGACAACAAGAAGACAAAUGGCGACGAAUAGUUUAGAAAGAAAAAGACCAUCGCUAUCGUGUAAUAUCAGUCCCAUGAAUAAUUCUGUUAAUCUUCCGCCAAUGGUACCAGUUACCUGCAAUUUAGUCCAAACAGUUGGACCUGUCAUUCAUCCGAGUCAGACAGGUACAACAGGUAUUAAUCAACAGUCAGUGUUUGCACCUAAUAAUAAAGCGACAAAUGAAAGUGCGACAACUGAUAGCUAACAACGAAGUGCCUUGCAUUAAGGAAAACUUCGAAGAAAUAAUUGUAUGUACAUAGGCUACAUCGUACAAGUUACCCAUUUACAUCUCACGCAUAACUCAGCAGCAGGAGAUUUAGUAUUUGUGCUUUAUAGCUCUUUUUAACAUUUAACAGACUUUGUCUAAACGUACUUAUAGAUAGGACAGUAUUCGUUAGAUGUAGAGGUAGAAUUAUUACUAAAACGCGUAAGUCACAGCUAUAAAGAAAUCACUCCAAAGCUUUAGAAUUAUUGUUAAUUUGUUAUCGUAUGACAA
Messenger RNA from Habropoda laboriosa, 5601 nucleotides. It is a transcript of the gene Fak, whose product is annotated as focal adhesion kinase 1. The transcript is spliced from 23 exons. Gene Ontology annotation, molecular function: ATP binding; protein tyrosine kinase activity. The coding region runs from base 4 to 5310 and encodes 1768 amino acids. The record is from RefSeq and is a predicted model, not a curated record. Gene Ontology annotation, cellular component: focal adhesion; cytoskeleton. NCBI's taxonomy places the organism in Eukaryota, Metazoa, Arthropoda, Insecta, Hymenoptera, Apidae. Gene Ontology annotation, biological process: signal complex assembly; protein phosphorylation.